This is a messenger RNA of Monopterus albus (swamp eel), 3072 nucleotides long. RefSeq names its product dipeptidyl-peptidase 3 (gene dpp3). Gene Ontology annotation, biological process: proteolysis. Gene Ontology annotation, cellular component: cytoplasm. The record is from RefSeq and is a predicted model, not a curated record. The transcript has 19 exons. Gene Ontology annotation, molecular function: metalloexopeptidase activity; dipeptidyl-peptidase activity. Bases 130 to 2358 code for a protein of 742 amino acids. NCBI's taxonomy places the organism in Eukaryota, Metazoa, Chordata, Actinopteri, Synbranchiformes, Synbranchidae.
GACAAAACGUAUCUACAGUAUUCGAUUGAGUAGACUGCUGAUUUUAAAAGGAUGUAGAAGCGUGUUGACUAAGGCAUAUAGUCUUUUUUCCAAUUACCAUAGUGGGUUUAGUAGAAAGUGAAACUAAAAAUGGCUCAGACAAGUUCCUUAUCAUCAUUGUUAAACCUCAGACUGAAGAUGGUGGACUCCCAAUAUUACCUCCCAAGUGACAUUGGCAUCUCUGUUCUUGACUGUGGCGAGGCCUUCCGAUUGCUUUCACCUCAGGAGAAGAUGUAUGCCCACUACCUGUCACGCGCUGCCUGGUUUGGCAGUCUGGCAGUGCUGCUGCAGACAUCCCCAGAGUCUGCAAACAUUUUUGUCUUGCUGCAGAGAAUCUUCAGGAAGCAGAAGCCAGCACAACUGGAACAGGUCGCCACAGCAGCUGGACUCAGCUCUGAGGAGUACCAGGCCUUCUUGGUAUAUGCAGCAGGUCUGUAUGCUAACAUGGGAAACUACAAGUCUUUUGGAGACACCAAGUUCAUCCCAAAUCUACCUAAGGACAAGCUGAAAGCUCUGGUGUGGGCCAGCCAGGCAUUUCAGGAGCAGUCUGCUGAAAUGGAGGUUCUGUGGAACUGCUGUUCAUAUCUCCUCUACUCCCUGGAAGACAAACAGAAACAGCUGGGGCUGGGCGACAAGGGAAUUACCACCUACUUCUCAGGAAACUGCUGUCUGGAGGAUGCUGAGCUGGCUCAGAAGUUCCUUGACUCAAAAAAACUGUCUGCUUACAACACCCGUCUGUUUAAGAGAGACAAUGGAGGGAAAGCUUGCUAUGAGGUGCGCUUGGCUUCAGCUGUGCAGAAAGACUGUGCAGUAGAUGGGGAAUGUGAGACAUGCUGCGGCAGCUUCAACUUUGAAGGCAAAGAGUUCACUGUGAAGAGGGGAGACUAUGCUCCUCUCAUGGAGAAAGUCUGCUUCUAUCUCGAACAAGCACAGGCUUACGCUGCCAAUGACAACCAGAGAAAGAUGCUCGAAGAGUACAGGCGCAGCUUCACCUUUGGCUCAAUUGAAGCCCAUAAAGACGGCUCACGCUAUUGGAUCAAAGACAAGGGACCGAUAGUUGAGAGUUACAUAGGUUUCAUAGAGAGCUACAGAGACCCAUUUGGCUCCAGAGGAGAGUUUGAAGGUUUCAUUGCUGUUGUGAACAAGGCGAUGAGUGAGCGUUUUGCGAAGCUGGUGAGCUCAGCAGAAGUCUUGCUUCCUGAGCUACCUUGGCCCAGGGAGUUUGAGAAGGACGCUUUCCUUAAACCUGACUUCACCUCACUGGAUGUCCUAACAUUUGCUGGGAGCGGAAUACCAGCUGGCAUCAACAUCCCUAACUAUGAUGAGAUCAGACAGUCAGAGGGUUUUAAAAAUGUGUCGCUAGGCAAUGUGCUGGCUGUAGCCUAUGCCACCCAAAAAGAAAAACUCACCUUCCUGGAGGAGGAAGACAAGGAUUUGUUUAUCAAGUGGAAGGGCCCGUCAUUUGAGGUGCAGGUUGGGCUUCAUGAGCUCUUGGGCCAUGGAAGUGGAAAGCUGUUUGUCCAGGAUGACAGAGGCAAGUUCAACUUUGACCAGAGUAAGGUGAUCAACCCAGAAACUGGAGAAUCAGUGUCCAGCUGGUACCAGGGCAGUGAGACCUGGGACAGUAAAUUCUCCACGAUUGCUUCCUCUUAUGAAGAAUGCCGUGCUGAGUGUGUUGGACUCUAUCUGUGCUUCAACAAGCAAGUGCUCAGUAUUUUUGGCCUUGAAGGUCAGGAUGCAGAGGAUGUGGUGUAUAUCAACUGGCUCAGUAUGGUUAGAGCUGGACUGUUGGGCCUGGAGUUUUACACACCUGAGACCAAGAGCUGGAGACAGGCUCACAUGCAGGCUCGUUUUGUGAUCCUGCGUGUACUGCUGGAGGCUGGGGAGGGCCUGGUGGGCCUGGAGGAAGUGACCGGACAGGACGGCAAGCCUGACAUUCGAAUCACACUGGACCGAAGCAAGAUCCACACUGUGGGGAAAAGUGCCAUCCACAGGUUCCUUUGUAAACUGCAGGUCUUUAAAUCCACAGCGGAUGUGGAAGGAGGAAGAGCUCUGUAUGACAGCUACUCCACUGUCGGUGACAGCGGCGCUCACAACUUCUUGCGACUGCGGGAGACAGUCCUGCUAAGGAAGGAAGAUCGUAAGAUGUUUGUCCAGGCCAAUACCAGAGUCAGUGGCGACAGUGUAGAGCUGCUGGAAUACGAAGGCAGUGCAGCUGGUUUGAUUCAGUCCUUUACUGAGCGCUUCCAAGAUGAUGCAGAGCAGCUGGAGGCUGACCUUUUGGAGCUGAGCAAAAGAGACGCACCCUGCUGGUGUUAAUGGAAAUCUGCUUCAAAAAUACCGACUGACAUCAGACUUUCAACCUUAUGUGAUUGCAAAGUGAUUCUCAAUAGACGUUAAAACACAAAACCGAAGUGAUUCAAAUCCUUUCAAGGUUUUAUACUUCAGGUGAAGCCAUAAGACAACAACACAACUGCCAAAGACACCAGCCACAAUUUUUCUUUAAGUUUCAGGUCUGUCUUUGCUAAUUGGAUCAAUUACAAAUAAAUGAGCUAAUUAGUAUGACACAUCACACUUUCAGAAACAUUUUGGAAACAUAUUUUGUAAUGGUAAAUAACAAACUCACCAUUAAACCAAUGCUACUUGUCAGUGACAUAUAAAGGCAUGUGGAAGUAACUGUAGCUGGUUUUCACUUUUUAAUUGUGACAAGGUAAAAUAUUGGUUUCACAAAUCUUGACAGAAUGAUCACUGUGAAAUAUGAGGCUAAAAAUUACUCCAUCUCUGUAGCUUGCUCAUUAAGUCAAAUGUUUGACCAGCCUUGAUGUUGAUGAUUGACAGCUUUAAAGUAGCUGCUGUGAGAACCUAAUGUUGACUGUAAGGUAAAAUAAUACUUGAUGCUAUUUUUUGCCAGGUAUAGUAUGAAGCUGUCACAGAUUUACUUGAUUGUGUGAUAAACUGCAGUGUCUGGAAUGUCUAAAAGAAAAUGUAGUGUUGGAUCUGCACAAAUAAAAUAAGUUUAAUGAAGUCUUAAAA